Messenger RNA from Hibiscus syriacus, 654 nucleotides. Its product is annotated as LIM domain-containing protein PLIM2b-like. The record is from RefSeq and is a predicted model, not a curated record. The transcript is spliced from 5 exons. Gene Ontology annotation, biological process: actin filament bundle assembly. Gene Ontology annotation, molecular function: actin filament binding. Gene Ontology annotation, cellular component: actin cytoskeleton; plasma membrane. Lineage: Eukaryota; Viridiplantae; Streptophyta; Magnoliopsida; Malvales; Malvaceae. Bases 31 to 654 code for a protein of 207 amino acids.
UCAAAAAAUUUUCUAAAAAAUCAAAAGAAAAUGGCGUUCACAGGAACAUUGGAUAAAUGCAAGGCUUGUGACAAAACUGUUUAUGUUGUGGAUAUGUUGACUCUCGAAGGAAUUCCUUACCAUAAAACUUGCUUCAAAUGCACCCAUUGCAGGGGGAACCUUGUGAUGAGUAACUAUUCCUCCAUGGAUGGAGUUCUCUACUGUAAGACUCACUUCGAGCAACUAUUCAAGGAAUCUGGCAAUUACAGCAAGAAUUUUCAAUCAUCAAAGGAGAAGAACAGUGAAUAUACCAAGGCUCCCAACAAACAUUCAUCCUUCUUUAGUGGAACCCAAGACAAGUGUGCUGCAUGUCACAAGACAGUGUAUCCGUUAGAGAAGAUGUCGAUGGAAGGGGAAUGUUACCACAAGUCGUGCUUUAGGUGCGCCCACGGAGGGUGCGCUUUGACACACUCAUCGUAUGCUGCUCUGGAUGGGGUCCUGUAUUGCAAGCACCAUUUCGCUCAGCUUUUCAUGGUCAAAGGGAACUACGCCCAUGUUCUCCAAGCUGCUUCCCACAAGAGAAAUAAUAGCUCUUCAUCUCAGGAUAAUGCCGAAACCAAGAUGACUCCUAAGAUAAAAACUUCACUUUUAAUACGCCACCAUGGUUUAUUAUAA